Molecule: messenger RNA, 4425 nt
Organism: Serendipita indica DSM 11827
Lineage: Eukaryota; Fungi; Basidiomycota; Agaricomycetes; Sebacinales; Serendipitaceae
Source: the annotation of a GenBank genome assembly
AUGUCUAAGAAAUGGUUGAAUCCGCCACUGUCGCUUCAGCCCCGGGUGGUUUCGACAGCACCCAGUGACGAAGAAGGCGCCAAUGUCAUUCUGUCGAAUAACAGCGGGCAUCAAAUUGUUAUUUCACCCAGCUUGUUCUCUGUACGCGACUCGAGCCUCGACGGGGCCCAAUAUGCCACUGCCGGACCCGUCCAUGACGGGAUGCUUGACCUCCCGUCUGCAGUACCCUUUCAAGAGGCCAUCACACCCGCAUUACCUUCUGCUGAAUUCCCGAGUUCAGUUCGGGGCUUUGCCUCGCCACCAGUGACUUCAUCCACCAUGAAUUUCGGCACUUCUCCAUCAAGCAUCGUCGCUUCCUACCUACCUUCAACCCCUGUUGAUAGGCGGCUGUCCACCCAAUCCAGCGACCGGCCUAUGCUUCCUGUUUCCGCUGAUGUCGCCGCGUCAGGGGCAACCGGUGCGAAUUUGCACCGUACCUCUUCCCAGUACUCGACUACGACCAUUGACAGCUCGGAUCCACAUUUUCCUCUAGACAUCACCCAAUUUCCCCGUCCUCCGCUCUCAGAAACCAGCUCUGCUGAACCUUCGCCGACCGCACGGGGGUUCACGAGCCCGGCGUAUGCAGCCUUUCUGAGGAAAACAACUAGACUAAACCCGCCCGCCUCGCCUCUAUACGAAGUGUCCGAACCGUCAACCAGUCGCCCCUUGACACCAGUCGCUGGGAAUGUAUCCUAUCGGUACCCCUUUGCAACCUCGGAUCACCAUUCCGUAUCACCAUUCGGCAUCAGAAUCGAGGAUGAAGCUCAGACGACAAACUUUGACGACGGUGCAACCGCCACUGCCUCUCUACAUGUGCCGCCAUCACCAGCGUUGACACCAUCGAAUCGGGGGUCAUACAACUCGCACCUUACAGUUGCUUCUCAAGGGUCAUCGACCAGACAUAGCCUCGCAGAGACGUUUGGUCAAAACUCUCCGCAGCCUUCUCCGGCCUGGGAUCAGGUCCUUACGGUGGUCAAGCCUGACUGGAACUCGUCGGAUCCAGCAAUUCAACCUCAUAUACCAGUGUCACCAGAGCCUUCUUCACUGUCGACAAAGGCCGCCGUCGGGACCAGCACUACAGGUCGCACUGACAAUAGUCUAGUAGCACCUACCCAACCCUCUGGAAGCUUCCUGAGUCCCAUGAGUGGCGAGAGUAGCUCGGAUGUGUACUCUGCGAUUGGACGAAUGGACUUUCCUCGACCACCGAGUGAUCAAAUGUCGUCUGGAGAAGCUUCAUCACCAGUCACACCUGGUCCUCCACGAUCCCCUUGGGUCACUGGUGUCACUCUCAAAUCGCUCAGUAGACGAGGUUCUGCCAACUCGAGACGGCGGCAUGAGGACUCACCGCUGAAGCCAUUAUCUCCGGUUGCGCCUCCGCUCCCAAUCCGUGUGGUCGACAUGAGCAAUCAACCAUCGUCUUCUGGGCAUGCAGGACCCACGGAGAUGGUUUCACCGGUUGAUCCUCCUGUCGAGUUUACCUAUCCCUCGGGUGCCAAGGAAUCGGCAGUGUCCCACCAAGAGGCUCUUUCAGUUGAGCAACGAAGUAGCAAGCUUUCUGUCGAAGCACCGUCGUACGACCGUCGUCUCUCGGACCUCGUUCGCGGGAUGGUUCCUGCUCCAAGAGAGUCGGUUGUGAGCGCGGCGACGAUUACAACCGAUAGCGACCGGAGCAGUGUGGAUGGUGCCGUCGUAGGCGUAGCACGGACUGCAAGUCUCUCUGCGCGGGCCAAAGCCCUUUUGACUCGAGGUCCAUCGAUCGGUCAUGCAAGCCAAGAUACUGCAAUCCCCUAUCUCGUACCAUCACCACUGCCAUCAGCUGCAUUGACCGAGGACUCCGCCACGCUAGGUCAAUCCAAUCCUGACUCCGUUGCACCACUCAAGCUACGGACGGUUGACAUUCGUAACGAUUAUCUCUCUGCAAUCUCGCCACUUCAUCCCCCUCCACCGAUCAAGGAUAUGGCUGUUUUCCCUGAGAGCGUGCGCUCAGGAUCAUUUGACGACGUUGGAAGCCAAUUGAGCCUCCAGCGAUACCCGACCAACGACAUUCCUCAUUCAGCAGUGCCCCUCAAUCAAUCCACUCCCUUUCAGAAUCAGUUCCCUACGUCUGUCGUCCCCACCUCUUUCCGCUCCUUGCAACCCAAUUUCGCAAGCGACUCGUCAGAGUCCCCUCGGUCGCGCUCGCCGUCAAAGCGACGGUCUAAUAGGUCCUCAGUCAUGUCUUCGUUGACGCGUGCGUCCUCAAGGGCGGCCAAGGCAAUGAGUUUCUUCCGCAGAAAGCCACUGCCACCUCUCCCAACUACGCUUCCAAACGAUAGCAAAGAGAAGAAGUAUCCGAAUCCAGAUGAAAAUAUGUCUGCCCCCGACCCAGCUGUCCGAGCAGCCGUCAUGGAUCAGUAUCUAGCAGCGGGCGACCUGCCGUACAAGAGCCCUGUUACGUCGCCGACAACUGCCCAAGUUCAUGGGCCAGUUAUCCAACAAGAUGCACAGAGGCGCUCGAUUCAUUCUGUGCUAAGCUCGCUCUCAGAUAGGGCUCGAGCGAAUCAUAGGAGGGCUCGAAGCGCCGGGUUUGCUCAGAUACCGGAUUCGAAGCUAGAAGCCAAUCUUCCUCGCAAGUCACGGCCAUCCAGCUUUGUGGCGACCAAACGACGGCGACUCGUGAUUGCGUUCCUAUUCCUCUGUGUCUGUGCAGUGGGUAUUGCAGCGGGCGUCAUCUUUGGUAGACCACAACCGAAAUCAGACAACGCGCCCAUCUGUGAGGAUGGAGCCAUGACCGGUGCAUCGUGUCAAAUCAAUGCCACUUGUGUCUGCACGUCCAAGGUUGCGGGGCGAUGUAGUCCAGUAGCACAGGGCUUGCUCGAUCUCUUGCCUUCCGUGAACCAGCUUUUCAACAUCAAUGCCACCGAAGAUAACCUAGCCUUGACGCUUUGGGAUCUUCAAGGCCAGCCAGCCUCAAGCUGUGCAUCCCAGGCCGUUCUGGUGGACGUUGCCCCUGCGUUGAACCAAACGACGUCGCCGAACCGCACAGAAUGGGCUCGUGCGGCCAUCCUUUACAACUUGCUCCAAACUGUCGAUCUCGAUUCGACUGCCCGGCUUCGCAAAUCCGUCUCCCAAGCCGACUUUAGCAAGUUGCCAGGAAAUGACGGGCCAGUGACAGGAGAUUCUCUACGCAUUGUCUUCGAGUCGUCGGGCUUUAUGUUUGAUUUUGCAUCCAUGUCGUUCCUGCCUGGUGCUGUCGAAUGGAAAGAGGAUUCGGGCGUGAAUCAGACACAGGCAGGACGAGUUGGCUUCGUUGCAGAUCGUGCUCUGGAUCGGAUGUACUCGUUCUCUUCAGCCUCCUCGGUUCAACGGUCAACGGCACUUGCUCGCUAUUGGGCGGCGGUAUUGCAACUACCGGAAUCAGACCUAGGCAAGUUCACCACUGCUCUUGCCAACUCGCCGGUUCUAUUACCGUUCAAUACAUUUUCGAGUGCCAUUGUCAAUUUCCUCAAUUCUACCACCGAUAAUCAGGGCAUCUCGCUCCCUGCUCCAGUUGCAUGCCUUACUAGCGUCCAAUCGGCAGGAAGGAACAACACCAACAUCGUUGAGCAAAAUGCCUAUGGUCUUGAACCCCUGGGAAGUGCUCCAACGGAUUUGCAGGCCGAAUGCUUUCCCAACAGGCCUGUCUACGGUGUACUCGAUCCGUUGCGCCUGCGUCGGCCCUUUUCGGACAACCGCAAUAGCAUGCGUAUACCAGCAGCGCAGCUGAUUGCUUCCGCUGCUCCAAGGGUUGUGCUUCACACGGGUGAACAACUCGUUGGACUUGCUGGCUCACGCGACGAAGGAGUUGCUACUCAACGUACUCUGUCCACGACGGAAGCGGACCCACGAAACUAUGGGACGAUGACGCAUCUUAACCAUGUUGCUCUCUCAUACCUCCAAUCGUUCUCCAGUCCAUCACUCGCGGCUGAAGCGGCUCGCUAUAUUCUCACGGCUACCGACGGCAGUGCCCCUCCCAAUGCAGGAGAUGCAUUGUUUGAUCAAACGAAUGGCUUCGCCAACCUCCCCGUCAUCGAGGUUGCAGUGUUUGGCACAAUCCUCCCCGAUGAUAUCGACGUAUUCCAUGCGGACUUUGGGACACCAAACGGCACUCUCUUCUUUGGAUCAAAGGAUGGGGACACAUUUCGUCAAUGGGCACUCCGAAAGGAUGAGGAUGUCAUUCUGUGGUCAGAAUCGGCAUCUGCUUCGCAAGCAGUGCAUGAAUCGAGGCGUAGAGACACGUCCUUCGAAUCGAUCUGGGACCAGGCCACCGCGCUCAUUGAGGCCGCUGCCGCCGUUGGUCGGGGUACGGGAGCGCCGGAGAUUCGACAAAUCGUAAAAGCUCUCGAGGACGCGCAUCUGUUUACAUGA